Sorex fumeus (smoky shrew) is the source of this 1081-nucleotide messenger RNA. RefSeq names its product coiled-coil domain containing 126 (gene CCDC126). The record is from RefSeq and is a predicted model, not a curated record. Bases 310 to 732 code for a protein of 140 amino acids. Lineage: Eukaryota; Metazoa; Chordata; Mammalia; Eulipotyphla; Soricidae. The transcript is spliced from 3 exons.
GCGGAAGCGGAGUGUGCGGGAGCCGGGGAGUAGCAGCCCCACGAGCUGGGCGCUCGUCUCGCCUGCGGCCGCUGCCCGGCGUCGGCCUUCCUGCUUUCCGGCGCUGCAGGGGUCCGGCGAGUGCGGGACUGGGGAACCCGAGGUGGCGGCGAUGAAGACCAGCCCGACCGGCUAGAAUUAGUUAAGAACUGGAAAGAACCUCGGUGAAGAUGAAGAGUCUAUACUAGAAGAGGAAACCUUUUUUUUCUCAUUCAAAACUCUUGAAAGUGGCUUGCCACUUGUCAGUCGAAUUUGUUUGCUUCGUCAGAAAUGAUUUUUACCAUCUCAAGAAAAAAUAUGUCUCAGAAAUUGAGUUUACUGUUGCUUGUAUUUGGAGUUGUUUGGGGAUUGAUGUUACUUCACUAUACUUUUCAACAACCAAGGCAUCAAAGCAGUGUCAAGUUACGUGAACAAAUACUAGAUUUAAGCAAAAGAUAUGUUAAAGCUCUAGCAGAGGAAAAUAAGAAUUCUGUGGACAUGGAGAAUGGUGCUUCUUUGGCAGGAUAUGCGGAUCUAAAAAGAACAAUUGCUGUCCUUUUGGAUGACAUUUUACAACGCUUGGUAAAGCUGGAGAGCAAAGUCGACUAUAUUGUUGUAAAUGGCUCAGCAGCGAACACUACCAAUGGAACCAGUGGGAAUCUGGUGCCAGUAACCACAAAUAAAAGGAUAAAUGCAUCUGGCAGCGUUAGAUAGCAGUGAAGGUCACCUGCUUCUAUAGCUCGAAGAACGUCCUUUGGCAGAGAAGUUUUGAAGUCACCAACUAGGAUCAAUAAUACUUUACAAUAAAAGCUCUGAACAUUUUCAAGAAGUAUGCUGGAUUUUUAGAAAACCCUAAUGCUGUAUAUAAAAAUUUCCAGUUAUUAGUUCACUUCCAGGCAAGUCUCUUUGAUGCUCUUCUUUAUAUUCUUAAAAGGAAGUUGAUGUCAUGGUUGAUGUUGUAAGCAGGUGAGUGAUCUUUUUAGAAAUCUUGUGUUAUGAUCAAGCUAAAGUGAAAAACAUGGAAAGACACGGAUUCAUUUUAUAAAAUAUUUAUUUAAAUACA